AUGGACUUCCCCUUGUUCCUCUUCUCCACCCGCCUGAGAACCAACGAGGCAAACGAGAAGAUAAACAAAGAGAACGGGGCGAUCCUUUUGAAAGCCGCCAAGCGCAGAGUGAACGGGGGAGGGGCGCUGAGCUUGGGGCUGGACGCUUACGGGCGAUUCGUGGUCGAAAAAGGAGAGGCGGAAGAGCGCGGCGAGAGCGCCGCCCAUGGAAAGGUCGGAGACGUGGUCGGUCGGCACUCUCCGGGAGUUUUGCGAGGGUUUCGAACGGCAGAGCCUUUGGACGGGCUAUUGCUGACGAGAGUAGCGUCAGACGUUGCCGCGCCGGAAAACGCUGCAGCCCAUACGCGGCGCGCAUUGGUGCCUAGGGAGCAAGCGCCGGGCACUGUAAACGAUGCCUCGUGGAGCGGCGGGCGAGCGACGGGUGCGCGAGCGGGUGAUGAGCAGGCAACCGCUGAACGGACGAUCGAUGAGAGGGCACUGCCCGGGGAGCGGGCGACCGGGGAAUGCGUGACUGGUGAGCGGGCGAUUGGGGAGCGGACGACCGGUGAGAGGGCGACCGGGGAGCCUGCGACCGGGACGCGCGCGGACGCUGCGCGCGCGGUCGCUGCGUCGCUUGCCAGGGAACGGGUCCCAGGGGAGCAAGCGACCAGGGAGAGGGCGACCGGGGAGCGGGUGACCGGGUCGCGUGCAGACGAUGCGUUUUCCGCUGGCGAGCGGGCAACCCGGGAGCAAGCGGCCACGGGAUGGGCGAUCGGGGAUAAGGCGACCGGGCAGCAGGCAAGCGAAUCCACCGACUGGAGGGCGACGUACGUCGAGCGGAGAAGCUCCGGUCCGUCGAGAUUCCACCGGGGACUGACCGAGAACACGUUGUCGUCCUACGGAGCGACCAGGGAGGACGUCAAACGCCCCGUUUACGGAUCCCCGAGGAAAGCGUCGCCGCGCCGGAAACUUGGCAGAACCCCCGUUCGGCCCGUGAAUUCCGCCGGGCUGCUUAGGUCUCGUCCAGCAAACGGAGUGGAUGCACCUUCUUGGCGUGCGGCCGAGACGUGCCGGGUGCCGCGCUAUGAUCAGAGCUCCUACCGUCCGGGAGUUUUGGCGUCUCCUGUUCGAGCGAUUGGGGCGAAUGACAAAAGCCCCAGGUCACAAAGUUUCAACCGGGAGGCAGUCGCGGUCGGGGCAAGAUCGUUGUCCCACGAAGCGCCCAGGAUUGAGAGCCCAAUGCUGGAAACCUGUAGCUUUGAGGCAUGUUGA
This is a messenger RNA of Klebsormidium nitens, 1251 nucleotides long. NCBI's taxonomy places the organism in Eukaryota, Viridiplantae, Streptophyta, Klebsormidiophyceae, Klebsormidiales, Klebsormidiaceae. The record is from the annotation of a GenBank genome assembly.